UGGAUUUUGUUGGUUAUUUCCAUGUUUUGCGUCACACGUUGAAAGCUGGACUAAAGGUGAACUAUUGGUGUGAUUGUACAGAUUGCGUAGAUAAUGUUCUUGUGUUAACGAUAUCGGUGAAGGUCCUUCCUGAGUUAUAUGUUGAUUACGCGUGUGGUUAAUCAGCCUGUUUAUCAACGUCGAGGGUGCUCAGCAAUUGGACGUGUUUUCAUAUAGUUAUUUUCGAGGUUGCUCUUCAUGAUUGUCGGUUGGAAAGAGAGUGACCAAUAUGGACCCACAAAGCUCAACAAAUCGCAAUGUGGACUACUACAUGAGUAACAUAGGAUCCGGUGCCCAUGGAGAGGAAUACCAACGAGAUGUGGCCCUUUUGAUGCUUGAGCGUGCGACCCGAGCAAAGAAUGAUUUCAAGUUGGCCUACGAAAUGUCUGAUGCCGGAAAGUUCGACGAUGUAGCAUUGUACGACGAAAACAAAAAGGAAUGGAUACUGAUACAAACGAAACAUGCUGAUACGGUAAACGGGCCACCGAAAUCCAUCGAUUGGGCAACGUUAUUUCCGGAGAACAAUAACGAGCGAGAAAAAUCGGAUUUUUCUCUGUUCAAGUAUUUGAGAUCAUACUUAGAAAUUCAAAACCGUUUCAGUGGUUCAAAAAAGUGCUAUAUUUUCACCAACCGGACAUUGAACAAAGCAAUACAAGAUAAUUUUCUAUAUUGCGAGGCACAUCAAAUGCUACGCAUGUCGAAUUAUGAAGCUAAACACUUCCAGCUUAAGUCAACCAACAACAUUGUCAAUAAACUGCACGAUUACAUCAAUCAGGAUUUUGAGACCCUGAUAAAAGCAAUUAUAGAACUUUUCAACGGUGGACACGCAGAUUCAAUUUUAAAUCAUUACAAAUCACCUCUUGCAAAUGUGUUGUCUAUACGGAAAGGAGUUCUGAAGUUCCAUGAAAAGUUCGCAGCGAAUGACCCGGAUUCAAACACUAGAUGCUUGUACGAUUCACUGCAGGCGAAGCAGAUCAUCGGAAAGGAACGACAUAAUAUCAGCAAAGACAUCACGAAGGUCCUAACCGGUCAAUCAAGGAUCAAAAAAUUGCCUUUAUGCGUAGAAAGAACUCAAGUUGAGGAUUUCAUACACAAUUUGGUGCUAUCUGUCGGGCAACCGGAUAAUCUUCGGAGCAUCAUCGAACGAGAUAUUCGAGUUUGGAUAAAAACUUGGAUACGACCAGACGACUUUGGCAGACUGACUGAAACACAGGUGUCCCUUUUGGCAACGAAAUUUAAUGACUUAUGUGAUUUUAACAGAACCACUGGUGAGAACCAGAAACAAAUGAAAAAGUAUUUCAAAGUAGACGAUGGAGAAAGUUUUUUUGAAAAAAUUAAAAACGAGCUAAUACAGCAAAUAAGAAAUCAAUCUGGUCAGCGUUGGGAAGAAUUUGAAAGGCGCUACGUAAACCGUCAAAUCGUUUACACCGAACAGAACGGGAUAGAUAGUGAACCUGAAGAAUCAGGUGGAACCACCAAUUUCAAAAUAGACAAACAGCCGUUACUAAAAGAAGCGCAGGUUAAGAUAACCGAUCGAGAAUUUGCCAAUCAAAUGAUGAACAAAUUUUCGAAACAGCAAUGUUUGAUUUUUAUCGCUGAGCCGGGCAUGGGAAAGACAACCCUACUGCAGUUCAUUUCGUUUCAAGUUCAGCAGGAAGAUAAUUGUCACGUAUUUCUAAUAUACCUCAACAGUGUGCAAAAGUAUUUGAAAGAAGUCAAAGGCAUAUCUGAUUUGGAUAAAGCUCUAAAUGUAUUGCGGGAUGCAAUUUCGGAAAGUAAUCGUAACAUUAUCAAAGUGGCUGCCACCGAUGGAGAUGGCGGAAUGAACAGUGAUCGAAUUGUGAUAUUUUGUGAUGGAUUCGACGAGGUUCAUCCCAAACAAGCCGAGCAAAUGAUUCAGGUUAUGAAGCAACUGAUGUCUGUAAAAUGUGUUCAAAUAGUAAUCAGUGGUAGAAGACAUGUGAAAGAAUCGCUUGAAAAAAGCUUUGCCGUUAAGUCAAUGAGAAUAGUUCCGCUUGGGUUUGUAGAUCAGGUUGAGCUCUUUCUGAAAUUUAGGAACGUUGAUGCUAAUGAAGCAACCAAAUGCAACUCGUUGGUAACUUCAUUCCUAAAACACUAUGAGGACAUUAAUCGCUCUCAGUGCGAUUCUACCGGUUCACCUCUCAUUAUUAGGAUAUUAGGUGAAGUGUAUUCAGAGCAAUUGAUAAUGAAACCUGAUUGUGAUGAAGAUGGUAGUCUGUUGCCUCCAAAAACACUUGACAUUGUAGAUUUAUUUGAAAAGUUUGUUAGAAAAUGCUUUUAUGCUAAAAUGAGCAAAAAGCUCAAUAUUACAAUUAAUGACGAUUAUAGUGAUGAUGAAUACGAUUCCUGGUACGAUACAUUUAUAUUGGAACAUCAAUCAUUGGCAGUGAUGCAGCUUGAAAUUGUGGAUAUACAGGAAUAUCCCAAAAUCUUAGCCGACACUUACCAAACGUUUAAAACACGAAUCAAUAAAGGAUCUGACAAGUCCCUGCUCGUUGAAUAUGUUGAAGGCAAGAUUCAGUUUACCCACUUGUCGUUUGCAGAAUACUUUGUAGCCAAACUACUGAUUGAGCGUGUUGUGAAAUUUUCAUCCAAGUUGCAUGCGGUUUUUGAGCAAAAUCCUGGCAUCAGGAAAUUUUUCUUCACAAUGGUGGAAAAAUGGCAGGCAACAGAAGAAUCCGACCAUUUCAUGAUAUUGAACACACACCAAAAUGGGGAAAAUGAGGCUCCUACAGAUAACGUUAUGGCCUUAUAUGCUUGUGAGGCAAACUGCAUAAAUCUGGUGAAACUUUUGUCGAAAGAUCAUGAUCUGAAAAGCUUGAAGCAUAACAAAAUGGGGUCCAUGCUGCAUGUUGGUGUAGAAAAUAAUUGCACUGAAAUAUGCAAAUUUUUAAUCACAGAAUGUGGCUCUGAAGUUGACUACGUGAAUGAAAAUGGUAAGUCACUAUUGUUUAUAGCUUCCGAAUGGGGUUAUGGCGAUAUUGCAGAGCUCCUGAUCGACAAAUGUGUUGCAGUAAAUCAGUUGAGUCUUCAUCAUGUAACAAUUAUAGGCGAUACAUUCGACAAAACCGAGAAGCAAGACAAAUGGGCACCACUUCAUAUUGCAUCUUUCAAUGGUCAUGUGCCGGUCUGCCAAUUAUUGAUUGGUGGUGGUGCUUUGAUAGACAUUCAACAGUCAGAUGGAUUGACGCCUCUUUACUUGGCAACUCAAAACGGCCAUACUGAUGUUGUCAAAUUACUCAUUGAGAAGGGCGCUUUGGUCAACAUCCAGGGACAAAUAGGAAGUGCGCCCAUUCACAUGGCAGCUUCAUUAGGUUAUGCCGAUAUUGUUGCAUUGUUUAUCACUGAAGGUGCCUCAGUCGACACGCAGGAUCAAAAUGAAUGGACGCCAAUUCACUUUGCAGCUCAAAAUGGUCACAUUCAUAUCGUUCAGCUAUUGAGCGACCAUAAUGCCCAGGUGGAUGGUAAGACAGACAACGGAAUUACGUCACUACAUAUGGCAGCUCAAAACGAUCAUGCUGAUGUUGCAAAGCUUUUAAUCGGUAGAAAGGCUUCAGUUGACGCCCAAAAGGCAAACAAGUGGACAACACUUCACAUGGUAGCUCAAUAUGGUUUUCUUGAUAUAGUCAAGCUAAUGAUUGAAUCUAAUGCCAAAGUUGAUAUCAAAAACGAUGACGGAAACAUACCUCUGCAUGUGGCAGCAAUAAAUGGACACACGAAUGUUGCAUUUCUAUUGAUAGAAUGCGCACCAUUAACGAUCAAUAUCAAGAACGAUGAUGGCCAAACACCUCUUCACAUCGCAGCUGAUAAAGGGCAUUUGAAAGUCACGGAACUGUUGAUUAAUAACGGGGCUGCAUUAGACAUCAGGGAUAAAAAUGAAUGGACUCCGCUUUACUUUGCAGUUCAGAAUAACCACGCUAAACUUGCCCAGUUAUUGCUAGAUUAUAAUGCAAUGGUAGAUGUUAGAACUAAAAAUGGAACAACACCACUUCACAUUGCAGCAUUCAAUGGCCAUUUCGAGGUUGCCAAAGUGAUGGUAGAACAUCAGCGGCCAGUGGUGAACAUCCAAAAUAAGGCUGGAGCUACACCGCUUCACCUGGCUGUAGUCAAAGAUCAUGCCUUGGUCGCUAAACUACUGAUCAAUCAUGGUGCGUUGGUAGACGUUCAAGGACCAAAUGACAACACAUCGCUUUUCAUUGCAGCUAUGUAUGGCUAUCCUGAACUCGUUGAACUGUUAAGCGACCAUGAUUCCAAUACAAAUAUAAAAAACAACGAAGGUAUGACACCACUUUAUAUUGCAGCUCAAAACGGUUUCACGCUUAUCGUUGAGCAAUUGAUCAGUAAAGGUGCCAUGGUAGAUAUACAGAAGCCAAAUGGGUGGACGCCUCUUCAAAUUGCAUGUAAAAACAAUAGGAGUGAUGUUGUCUCAUUAUUGAUCAAAUCUAGGGCCCUAGUGAAUAAAACAAACAACGAUGGUUUAUCAGCACUUCAUAUUGCAGCUGCCGCAGGUCACAUUGAUGUCGUUGAACUACUGAUCAAAUCUAAUGCCUUGAUUUAUACAAAGGACAAAGAAGGAUAUACACCACUGUACUAUGCAGUCCAGGAAGGGCAUGCUAAUAUCGUCCACUUACUGGUCAAAGUUGGUGCCAAAGUGAACAUUAGGACAAAAGAUGGCUUCACAUCACUUUACAUUGCGGCUCUAUUUGAUCAUGUUGAUGUUGCAAAGUAUUUGAUAGAACAUGGAGCUUUAGUAAACAUUCAGCACAACACACCCCUUCACAUAGCAGCCCAAAAUGGCCAUAUUGAUAUAGUCAAUCUGUUGAUUGAGUCUGAAGCUAUGAUCGAAAUAAAAAAUGAGGCCGGGCUAACUCCUCUUCAAUUUGCUUCCCUUAAAGGUCAUGUCAACAUCGUGAAGUGUUUAAUCAAUAAGGGUGCACUGGUAUAUUUACAGGAGCCUAGCGGAUGGACGCCACUUCACAUGGCAGCUCAAAAUGGUCAUUUGGAUGUCGUACAACACUUGAUCGAUUCGGGCGCUAGAGUGGAUAUCAUGGAAAAGAAAAGACACACAGCACUUUACGUGGCAGCAGAAAAUGGUAAAAUUGAGAUUGUCAAACUAUUGAUCGCUUCUGGUGCUGCGGUGAAUGUGAAGGAUAAAGAUGGUACCACACCACUUUACAUUGCGGCUCGAAAUGGUCAUGGUGAUGUUGCAAAGUAUUUGAUAGAACAAGGAGCUUUAGUAAACAUCCAGGACAAGCUUGGUGUGUCACCCCUUGACAUUGCGGCUCAAAAUGGUCAUGGUGAUGUUGUAAAGUAUUUGAUAGAACAAGGAGCUUUAGUAAACAUCCAGGGCAAGCUUGGUGUGUCACUUCUUGACAUAGCGGCAGCAAAUGGUCAUGUUGAUGUCGUCAAGCUCCUCAUCACAUCCGAUGCGACUACACUGGACAUUCAGCGCAAAUACAGUAUAAGAGCAUGCCUUUUUGCAAUCAAAUACGGGCAUUUAAAUUUCGCUAAACUUUUGAUUGAAGGAAACCCUUCGAAAGACACACAGAAUUGAUGUCAGUUGAAUUCACAUUUGCCAAUAAAAUCUUGUCAGCAAGGUAGACACUUAGAUUUUGUUUGCCGAGAUGGGCACCACCGAGCAACUCGGCAUUUUAUUUUGCUGGAUCUCAGUGGAAAACUUGCCGAGAUUCAGCUAACAAACGGGAAUUUUGCCGAGAUCUCAGCUAAAAAACAUAAAUUUUGCUGAAUCUCGGCAAAUUAUUCACUGAGAUCCAGUUAAAUAAAAUGCCGAGCUGCUCGGUGGUGCCCAUCUCGGCAAAAAAAAUCUAAGGUUGUAGGUUUCUUUUUUUUUUGGCAUAGAACGAUCCAGCAAUUAUCUGUCUAAUGAGCAAACGAUUUGGCACGACCCGCUCCAAUUUUGAUCAAACUUUCAACGUGUCUUCAGUAUGGGAGAUUAUGAUUUCUCCACAGAUCACGAGACAUUUUGACGUAGGACUACGUUAUGAAAGAUUUUGAACAUUAAUAACUCAGCUGCCCCUGUAUCAAUUUCAAUAAUUUUUAUCACCAACCGAUCAGAAAUAUGUCUACGCAAUGCUUCCAAUUGAUGAUUUUCAACAAGAAACUAUUUAAAAAGUUGUAAUGUCAAGCAUUAUCCAAAAUAAAUAGUGAUAAUUUUUUCACUGUUUUCAUGAAAUAAACGUUGUUCCCAAACGCAGUCGUCAUAAUCGAGUACCAAGAUGGGAUAUGACAGGUGGGCAGGAACUCACGGUCUUCCAGUGUUGGUGAGUUCUUUGCCGUUAAUGUUCACGAAAA
Messenger RNA from Ochlerotatus camptorhynchus, 6372 nucleotides. RefSeq lists its product as uncharacterized. Gene Ontology annotation, molecular function: protein binding. Lineage: Eukaryota; Metazoa; Arthropoda; Insecta; Diptera; Culicidae. The record is from RefSeq and is a predicted model, not a curated record. The transcript has 3 exons. Bases 269 to 5614 code for a protein of 1781 amino acids.